This is a messenger RNA of Hippopotamus amphibius kiboko, 1502 nucleotides long. RefSeq names its product splA/ryanodine receptor domain and SOCS box containing 2 (gene SPSB2). NCBI's taxonomy places the organism in Eukaryota, Metazoa, Chordata, Mammalia, Artiodactyla, Hippopotamidae. Gene Ontology annotation, molecular function: protein binding. The record is from RefSeq and is a predicted model, not a curated record. The transcript has 3 exons. Gene Ontology annotation, biological process: protein ubiquitination; intracellular signal transduction; proteasome-mediated ubiquitin-dependent protein catabolic process. Bases 422 to 1213 code for a protein of 263 amino acids. Gene Ontology annotation, cellular component: SCF ubiquitin ligase complex.
UAAUCGCCCUGGACGGGCCCCGCGGGGGCGUGGUCUAAAGGCGGGGUGCGACCGGGGGCGGCGACGAGAGGGUUAACCUCCCCGGCGGUCCCCUGGGGGCGGGGCCCCGGGGCGCGGCGAGGUCUGGGGGAGGUGCUGGGGGCGGAAGCGGCCGGCAGUCUGCGCCCCGCGCGCCUGUGGGAAUUUCGGGUGGUCGCCUCCCGAGGGCCGGCGACCUCCUGGCACGGGAAGCCGAGCGAGAUUCGGGGGCGGUGACAGGGGCACGGGGCGGGCGAGGGGGACGGUCCCUGGACAGGCCCAAAGGCGGCGAACUCGAGCCUCGCGAAGAGCGGGACAGGUCGAUCCCGACCGGGAGCUCAACUUUCAGAAGAGCGACUCCCCAGCAAGUCUGUUUCGAGGAGGACCCCAGCUCCUCACCUCCAUGGGCCAGACGGCCUUGGCGGGGGUUAGCAGCAGCACCCACACCCCGCAGGCCCUGUACCCUGAUCUGUCUUGUCCCGAGGGCUUGGAGGAGCUGCUGUCUGCUCCCCCUCCUGACCUGGGGACCCAACGGCGCCACGGCUGGAACCCCAAGGACUGCUCGGAGAACAUCGAGGUCAAGGAAGGGGGGUUGUGCCUUGAGCGGCGGCCCGUGGCCCAAAGCACUGAUGGGGCCCGGGGUAAGAGGGGCUACUCGAGGGGCCUGCACGCCUGGGAGAUCAGCUGGCCCCGGGAGCAGAGGGGCACCCACGCCGUGGUGGGCGUGGCCACGGCCCUCGCUCCGCUGCAGGCUGACCACUAUGCGGCACUGCUGGGCAGCAACAGCGAGUCGUGGGGCUGGGACAUUGGGCGGGGGAAGCUGUACCACCGGAGCAAGGGGCCCGGGGCCCCCCAGUAUCCACCCGGACCUCAGGGUGAGCAGCUGGAGGUCCCCGAGAGGCUGCUGGUGGUUCUGGACAUGGAGGAGGGAACUCUGGGUUAUGGUAUUGGGGGUACCUAUUUGGGGUCGGCCUUCCGUGGACUGAAGGGCAGGACCCUCUAUCCAGCAGUAAGCGCUGUCUGGGGCCAGUGCCAGGUCCGCAUCAGCUACCUGGGCGAAAGGAGAGCGGAGCCACACUCCCUUCUGCACCUGAGUCGCCUGUGUGUGCGCCACGCCCUGGGGGAUACCCGGCUAGGCCACGUUUCUGCUCUGCCCUUGCCCCCUGCCAUGAAGCGGUACCUGCUCUACCAGUGACCCCUAUGAUACCACAGAUUGCACUGGGGCUUUGAUCCCACCCCUCCUGGGGUGGGCGGGGAGGGGGGUGCCCAGGGAGGAGGCACCACUGGCCUAAACCAGCUACCUAAAACCAGUGAGGCUGGGGGGAGGUGAGGCUGGGCCCCACCCCACCCCAAGCUCUGGGGAGCACCACAGCCCCAGGGCCACCCGGGGGGUGGACGGGAGGGGGCCGUUAGUCAAGGCUGUGGCAGCCUGGUAUGCAAGACAUUUUUGCAAGUAAAAAUUGUAAGAGAUGUGUGCUGCUGUA